This is a messenger RNA of Castor canadensis (American beaver), 2673 nucleotides long. The record is from RefSeq and is a predicted model, not a curated record. NCBI's taxonomy places the organism in Eukaryota, Metazoa, Chordata, Mammalia, Rodentia, Castoridae.
CUCCCAGUCUUCUGGGCACCCAGGCUCGGUAGCUCCCAGGCCCUGGCCAGUUCUUCCCACGCUCCCGGGCGUAUCAGCAGGUAACAGCCUCAUCCUGAGACAAAUGGAGGUUUGUAGGGUGAUUGAGACGCCUACAGGAAGCGGAUUAGGAUAGGGACAUUUGAGCGAGUCAUCUGCAUGCACCGGAGGAAUGAGCUCGCGGGGAGGCCAGGCCGGAAUGUGACGCCAGCUAAGGUUGGGUCCCAGCGGGGGAGGACUUGAUGCCUGCGAGGAAGGGAGAAGUUCUGUGGGCAGUAGGGAGCUGCAGCCGCUUUACAGAGAAGGCGCUUCCCCGGGCUCAGCUUCCCAUCCUUUCGGAGGAGAAUACUGAGCACCCCUUUGUGUGUUACAGAUAAGGUCACACUGCGAGCCUUGAAAACAAGAUUAUCUUCCUAUCCAAAAAGAUGAAAACAACUGGGUUACUGUCAAAAGACAACCAAGUGAACACCCCAGACUAAUGAGUAGAAUCAAUAAGAACGUGAUUUUGGCGCUUUUAACAUUGACAAGUUCUGCGUUUCUGCUGUUUCAGUUGUACUAUUACAAGCAUUAUUUGUCAGCAAAGAAUAACAGCUGUUUAUCAAAAUCUAGAGGAAGCAAGAUUGGAUUUGAUAGCACACAGUGGCGUGCAGUUAAAAAAUUUAUUACGCUAACAUCCAGCCAAAAUGUACCAGUGUUCCUUAUUGAUCCUUCUGUUCUGGAAUUGAUUAAUAAAAACUUGGAAUAUGUCAAAAAUAUUUCUCAUGGCUCCACUUCAGAAUGCAAGUUUUUCUGUGUCCCAAGAGAGUUUACUGCAUUUGCACUGCAAUAUCACCUGUGGAAGAAUGAGGAAGGUUGGUUUCGGAUAGCUGAGAAUAUGGGAUUUCAGUGCCUAAAGAUUGAGAGCAAAGAUCCUCGGCUAGAUGGGAUAGACUCACUUUCUGGAACUGAAAUCCCCCUACACUAUGUCUGUAGAUUGUCCACUCAUGCUAUCCACUUGGUAGUCUUUCAUGAGAGGAGUGGCAACUACCUCUGGCAUGGCCAUCUACGACUCAAAGGACACAUCGACAGGAAAUUUGUUCCUUUUCGAAAGCUACACUUCGGUCGUUAUCCUGGAGCUUUUGACAGGACAGAGUUACAGCAAGUUGCUGUUGAUGGACUAGAAGUUCUCAUUCCAAAAAAUCCAGUGCACUUUCUAGAAGAAAUACCACACUCUCGAUUUAUUGAGUGUAGGUAUAAAGAAGCUCGAGCAUUCUUUCAGCAGUACCUUGAUGAUAACACUGUGGAAGCUAUGUCCUUUCGGAAGAGUGCAAAGGAAUUACUUCAGCUAGCAGCCAGGACUUUAAAGAAAUUGGGAGUGCGAUUUUGGCUGAGCAGUGGAACUUGUCUAGGAUGGUAUCGGCAGUGCAAUAUUAUUCCUUAUAGCAAAGACGUCGACCUAGGAAUUUUUAUACAAGAUUACAAAUCUGAUAUUAUUUUAGCGUUUCAGGAUGCAGGACUUCCACUCAAACACAAGUUUGGGAAGGUGGAAGACAGCUUGGAACUAUCCUUCCAGGGGAAAGAUGAUGUAAAACUUGACAUUUUUUUCUUCUAUGAAGAGGUUGACCAUAUGUGGAAUGGAGGCACUCAAGCCAAAACAGGAAAAAAAUUUAAAUACCUGUUUCCCAAGUUUACACUGUGCUGGACUGAGUUUGCAGACAUGAAGGUCCGUGUGCCCUGUGAAACAAUUGAGUACAUUGAAGCCAAUUAUGGUAAGACCUGGAAGAUUCCUGUAAAGACAUGGGACUGGAAGAGCUCUCCCCCCAAUGUGCAGCCCAACGGAAUCUGGCCUAUUUCUGAAUGGGAUGAAGUUAUCCAGUUGUAUUGAGAUACUAUGUUGAAAUGGGAGAAUUUUUCUCCUCAAAAGAAGGUGGAGCUCUGUUUAAAAAGCUAGAUGACUUUUUGUCACACAUAAGUGGGAACCAAAAUAGAAAAAAAAUAACAAAUUUAAAGAUAUAGAAAGAGGCCUAGCUGUAAGCCAUAUGAUGUAAUUCUCUCAUUCAGCAUUUAUUGAGGAGUUUCUAUGUGCCAGGUAAAAUGCUAGGCUUUGUGGAGAAGCAGAGAUGAAUGAGCAAACCUUCCCUCUUUCCUGUCCCUUUGGUAAGCAUGCCAAUUUUCCUUUGUAGGAAACUCCCCCAUCCUUUGAAGAGUCAAAGUAGAAUGUGAUAUGUUCUAUCAUGGUUUUUUAAAUACUCAGUAUUGUUUAGAUUGGAAGAUGAACUCAUUAGGCAAACCCAAGGAAGGAUAUGCUGUCUAAAAAGAUUAAUCCAUUCUUGCCUGUCCUCACCAUUUAAGCUGGUAUGUUAGUGCCACCUUUUAAGAUGUGGAAUUUGAGUUAAUAAUAUUCCAGUGAUCAGAUCAGACUUUAGGUGGCAUCAAGAAAAGGUGAAGUAGAUUCAUUUUACAAGUAAUCUAAUGUGGAAUUGAUUUAGAACACAGGCAUUAUUCUAUAGGAGAAGGUGAGAACUUACUUCAAGCCUUGUCAAGGUAAGUAAAUUUCCAUGUACUUACUAUUUUCAUAUUUGAAGUAAGAAGAAAACUGACACUUGUGGGAUACUUAAAUUUCUAACUAUUGUGAGAAUUUUUUUCACUGACCUUUAAUAAGUAGUUGUUCACAAA